CUGCCAUCUUUAUUUUUUUGGGGACAAACGCAAAAAUUUCAUCAAUAAUUUCCUCAAACCAUAUUAUAUACAAGCUCUAGAACGUCAUUUUCUUCUUCAUUUGUGGACUAAAAUUUAAGAGAGAAAAUGGGUGUGUUUUCUGCAUUUGGUGCAUGGAUCAAUCAGAACACUCAAGAGGUAAUAUCAAUAUAGGUACUAUUAUCAAUGGCCCAUCAUAUAAUUUAGAUUAUGAUUAUGUGUGCUUGUUCUAGGCCCCUAAGAAAUCUUAGAAUGUUGAAUCUAAGUCAGAGACGGAUAAUAAUAAUAAUAAUAAUAGUAGUAAUGGUCCUGGUAAGAUGGAGAAAUUUUAUGACGAAAAAGAGUGGCAGAGGCAAAAUCAACUUUGGACAGCUGCAGAGAAGAAGCAUCCAUGGUAUGAUGCACCUCCUAAGGUGAAGGUGACAACAAAAAAAGGUCUUUGUCAUAUGCACAUAGAAUUGACAUUGGGGUUGCUUCCUGAUGGAGUCUUCGAACUUUUCACUAAUCCAUAUAACGGACCAACCACCGAACCACUUUUGCUAUUCUUUCUUAUCACUGUAUGAUUUCAAUGUGAUAUUAUUGCAUGUUGAAGUAUAUACUUGAGAGUGUACUCUUUUUCUUGUUAUGAAGAAAAGUAAAUCAAGAAAGGUUCUAAAGGAGGAUGGACCGAGGCAGAUCGCAAAGGUGGAGAAAGCUGUGUCCUGGAACCUCAAUGGGAGGUCUUUUGCCGUCCCCAUAAGUCUAACUGUUGAUGAAAACAGAAAAGAUUUCACAGCAAAAUAUAAGAAAGAGAAAAUGAUGUUGAUGAAAGUGUUCAAGGGUAGCUAUAAGGUGGAACCACUAUACGUAGAUUCAGAACGCUUAUGCAAGAACAUGGAGCCGAAGAGUGUAGAAGAAUACAAAAAAUGUAGCGGUGGACAAGGAAAAAUUGCAUCGAAAGUGAUAAUGGACCAAUACUUUCAGCCAUAUCCUCCUUUUAAUCUGCCACCAUUUUCUUGGUUCAUACGUAAUAUCACCAUUAAGAACACCAAAAAAGUGCUUAAAACACUUCAACGUUGGGGUUUCAGUAUUCGAAAUCCAGGUGUAAUCCUUUCAACUGACAAAUAUGGAAACACAAAAAUUUCUCCUAAACGUUAAUUUAAGAGUUUCCUUUUUUCUUAUA
Molecule: messenger RNA, 1180 nt
Organism: Camelina sativa (false flax)
Lineage: Eukaryota; Viridiplantae; Streptophyta; Magnoliopsida; Brassicales; Brassicaceae
Source: RefSeq, a predicted model, not a curated record